AUGGCGAAUGUUCCAAAGAUCGGAAAGGCUGUUUAUAAAGGACCAAGCAUAGUCAAAGAGAUAAUAUAUGGAAUAACACUAGGCCUUGCUGCGGGAGGGCUCUGGAAAAUGCAUCAUUGGAACAAUCAAAGACGAACGAGGGAGUUCUAUGAUUUGCUCGAGAAGGGAGAGAUCGGUGUUGUCGCGGAAGAUGAGUAG
This is a messenger RNA of Arabis nemorensis, 198 nucleotides long. NCBI's taxonomy places the organism in Eukaryota, Viridiplantae, Streptophyta, Magnoliopsida, Brassicales, Brassicaceae. The record is from the annotation of a GenBank genome assembly.